Molecule: messenger RNA, 573 nt
Organism: Malus domestica (apple)
Lineage: Eukaryota; Viridiplantae; Streptophyta; Magnoliopsida; Rosales; Rosaceae
Product: wall-associated receptor kinase-like 8
Molecular function (GO): polysaccharide binding
Source: RefSeq, a predicted model, not a curated record
AUGCAUUUGCUUCUUCGUGUGAUCAUAAUUUCGUUGUUAUGGCCCAUCAGCAUAGUGGCAGCAUCAUCAUCAGAUAAAGUUACACCGGUAUUAAAGUCUGACUGCGAAUCUCAUUGCGGAAAUGUUAGCAUCCCAUACCCUUUUGGGAUUGGACCUAGCAUCAAUUGUUACUUGUACGAUUGGUUUGAAAUAGACUGCAAGAACUCUACCAGCGGUCCCAAGCCUUUUUUGAAGAACACCACGAUAGAGGUGCUGGAUAUUUCAGUUGAAGGCACGCUUCGAGUUGAGCAUCCUGUUAGGUUCUUCAACAGAACAAUGGUUCCCCAAUUGCCAAAUUUUACAGGAAGCCCUUUCUUGUGCUCUGAGGAACACAAUCAAUUCACUGCAGUCAGUUGUGGCUUGUUUGCCUUUGUAAAGUCAUACCCGGACCAGCGUGUUGGUGGUGGAUGUAUGUCAACUUGUGAUACGAGUGCUGGGCCUGAAGACAACUAUGGAUGUAUUGGUAUUAACUGUUGCCAGAUUGCGCUUCCCAGGAAUCUCAGUUUUUGCUCCUACGUACAGUUUUUGCUCUAG